This is a messenger RNA of Styela clava, 2045 nucleotides long. The record is from RefSeq and is a predicted model, not a curated record. Lineage: Eukaryota; Metazoa; Chordata; Ascidiacea; Stolidobranchia; Styelidae.
AAUACCGCAAUACCGGUUGAAUAACAGCUACGGUGAUACGGAUUAAAUUCGUUUACUAUUCUAUGUACGGUAAAUACAAAGCCGCAAUCUCGCUAAAAUGUUGAAAGUAAUAUUAAGGUAUGUCAUAUGAACCACGACAUAGUAUCACGAUGUUCUCAAUAAUUGAAGAAAACAGCCAACUUACUGGGUCUAAAAACGAUCCCGACCCGUGAGAAUAAAAAAAAAGCGUUCGUCAUAGCCCAUAGAUCCUUUUAAGUUUUAAUAAUUUAAGAUGCAUUGUAUUGCCGAACACCAAUAUUCGUGUGUUUUAUUCCUUUGGCGGUUUGAAAGUAGCUUUGUCGUUACUACGAUCACUUAAAAUGACAUUUACUUACGAAAUUCUUUCUACAACGCUGCGUAGAAGAUUUGUUGAGAUGCUAUAAUGGUGGACUUGAAUUAGCUGAAUAAAACCAUUAUUUUUUGCUGCUGCUUCGCAGUAAAAUAAUGUACAAAUCUCCCGCGUAAACGGAUGAUCGAACACAAUGAGCGCUUGAAUAUUCACCUUUUUGCAUUAUCUCGUGUGCUUAAAUACUUGCGUUCGUGUUGAGUUACGGUGAUAAAAUGGUUAAUAUCCCUUUACAAAAGAGAGAGAAGCGGUGACGUAUCACCCGACGAAAGAAAAAGAGAAGCGUUAUAAUAUAUCAGUUAUGUAUAAACACGUCGUUCAGAGCCAGUUCGACCAUAUUUAUCGAAACUCUGAAAAAGUUGUCUCGUUUUGGAUAAUGGCGAGUCUACAAUCUGGAAUUUCAGAUAGGCAAGACGUGUUAUGGCAGAUUGAAAAUGAGGAAUUCAUACCGAAUAGUGAUUCCGAUGAUGACGACUUAGAUGCGUCUGAUGUUUCUGAGUAUGAAGAGUUAUCAGAGUCCAGUACUGACAACGAGGAAGACUCAGAAUGGACACCUAGCACAUCAGCCAGUAUUUCGUCGCCGCCAACUCGUAGGCGUAAAACUACUCCCGAACUCCAAAACUCUCCCACAACACCGUUGAGUAGUAAAGGUUAUCGUCCCACAACACCGACAAAUAGGAAAGGUUACCGCCCGUCAACUCCAAGAUCUCGGAAAACUUAUGAUUGGAACAAGUCAUUUGCCGAAAGGUCACACCGUCCUUUUGAAGGUCAGCGGUCGGUGUCCAGUGGCCUAUUGAAUAGCAGUUCUAGUGCGCUAGACUGCUUCCUUCAAUUUUUCAAUAUAACUGUGAUAGAAUUCAUUGUCCAGAUGACUAAUCUCAAUGCUACUCGAAAAAUGGAUGAACAGUUAGCCAAGAACAAUAUCCAGGGGAAGUCCUGGAGAAACGUUGAUUCGGGGGAGAUGUAUGCUUUCAUUGGAAUGGUCAUCGCCAUGGGAAUCAUCCGUCUUCCAACACUCGAUAUGUACUGGCAGAAAAAAAACUGGAUCUUAGACGUGUCAAGUUUCAAUAAAAUAAUGACAAGACAGCGAUUUCGAGACAUUUUGAGGUAUUUGCAUUUUUGCGACGAAGCUAUGGCGCCAGGAGCGGAAGACCCUAACAAAGACAAGUUAUACAAAGUUCGCGAACUGUUAACAAUCCUAUUGCCACUAUUUCAAACAUGCUACACACCAGGCAGAGAAAUCUCUAUCGAUGAAACCCUAAUUCCAUUCAAGGGCCGAAUUAAUUUUCGACAAUUUAUAAAAACCAAGAGAGCACGUUACGGAAUCAAGGUUUGGGUAUUAGCCGAAUCCUCAACUGGAUAUGUGUCGAGAUUGCAAUUUUACACUGGUAAGGAUCCAAUGUCAAAACCCGAAACCGGAUUAGCUUCACGUGUCGUAAGGUAUUUGAUGGAGCCGUACGAAGGUUUAUACCAUCACCUUUAUGUUGACAAUUUUUACACCAGUCCCGAACUCUUCGAAUACCUUCUAUCGAAAGGUGUAUACGCUUGUGGAACUUUCAGAAGCAAUCUCAUAAACUUUCCGAAAGAUAUAAUCGUAUCAAAAAUUGGUUCAGUUCCGAGGGGCACUAACGACUGGAGGGUUUCGGGCAAUUAUUAGCAC